Messenger RNA from Cyclopterus lumpus (lumpfish), 2871 nucleotides. RefSeq names its product sodium/calcium exchanger 1-like. Lineage: Eukaryota; Metazoa; Chordata; Actinopteri; Perciformes; Cyclopteridae. The coding region runs from base 1 to 2871 and encodes 956 amino acids. Gene Ontology annotation, molecular function: calcium:sodium antiporter activity. Gene Ontology annotation, biological process: sodium ion transmembrane transport; cell communication; calcium ion import across plasma membrane. The transcript is spliced from 9 exons. The record is from RefSeq and is a predicted model, not a curated record. Gene Ontology annotation, cellular component: postsynapse; axon; sarcolemma.
AUGAGCCGAUCCGGGACCUCGUCACUGUUCUCCACCUAUCGGCUGCUUUUCCUGUCGGCCAUCAUCUCAACUGAACUUCCACAUCCUGCGUCCGGAGGCUCUGUUCUGACCCUCACGUCCAACGACACGCUGGGCAACCACAGCCGGUGUGGAGAAGGCAGCGUCUGCGUUGAAGGAGUCAUCCUGCCGUUGUGGAAGCCAGAAAACCCGGCCUUCACCGACCGCAUUGCCAGGGCCACCGUCUACUUUGUGGGCUUGGCGUACAUGUUCCUGGGUGUCUCCAUCAUCGCUGAUCGCUUUAUGGCAUCCAUCGAGGUCAUCACCUCCCAGGAGAAACAGAUCACCAUCAAGAAACCCAACGGGGAGAAGAUCACCACGACGGUGCGCAUCUGGAACGAGACGGUGUCCAACCUGACCCUGAUGGCGCUGGGUUCCUCUGCCCCAGAAAUCCUCCUGUCGGUCGUGGAGGUUUGUGGUCACAACUUUAACGCCGGCGAGCUGGGCCCCAACACCAUCGUAGGAAGUGCCGCCUUCAACAUGUUUGUCAUCCUUGGCUUUUGUGUGUCCGUCAUUCCUGAAGGAGAAACCAGAAAGGUGAAGCACCUCAGGGUGUUCUUCGUCACCGCCACCUGGAGCGUCUUCGCAUACAUCUGGCUGUACCUGAUCCUGGCUGUCUUCUCUCCGGGUGUUGUGGAGAUAUGGGAGGGUCUGGUCACCCUCUUCUUCUUCCCAAUCUGUGUUGGAUUCGCUUACGUGGCCGACCGCAGACUCCUUUUCUACAAAUACAUGCACAAACGAUACAGAGCGGGGAAGCAGAAAGGAAUGAUUAUCGAAACCGAGGGAGAACCACAGCUACCCUCAAAGGUCGACAUAGAAAUGGAUGGGAGAAUGCUCACCUCCGCCGGAGAGGAUGCAGGGUUUGAUGUUAAGGAGGUGGACGAGGAGGAGGCCCGCAGGGAGGUGGCCCAGAUCCUGAAGGAGCUGAAACAGAAGCAUCCCGAGAAGGAGAUGGAGCAGCUGAUGGAGCUCGCCAAUUACCAAGUUUUAACCCAGCAGCAGAAGAGUCGAGCUUUCUACCGCUGUCAGGCCACCAGGAUCAUGACGGGAGCAGGAAACAUCCUGAAGAAGCACGCCGCCGACCAAGCCAAGAGAGCCACCCACCACGAUAUCUGCUCCGAGGUUUCGGUGAACGCCUUUUCCUCCAAGGUGUUCUUCGACCCGGGUGCCUACCAGUGUCUCGAGAACUGCGGCUCUGUAGCACUGAACGUUGUGCGGCGUGGUGGAGACCUAACCAGCACCGUCUCAGUGGAUUACCGGACUGAAGACGGCACCGCAAACGCCGGCUCAGAUUACCAGUUCACCGAAGGAAGUAUCGUAUUCAAACCAGGCGAGACCGAAAAGGAACUCCGCAUUGAUAUCAUUGACGAUGAUAUCUUUGAGGAAGACGAGCAUUUCUUGGUUCACCUCAGCAACGUGAAGGUCCUGUCAGAGGGCGCCGGCUCAGACGAGUGCGAGGCGAACCACGUGGACGCCCUCGCGGGUUUGGGUCUGCCGUGCUCGGCCACCGUCACCGUCUUUGACGACGACCACGCGGGAAUCUUUACGUUCAAAGAGCCGGCGGUGACCGUGAGCGAGAGUGUCGGGGUGAUGGAGGUGAAGGUCUUCCGGACCUCAGGAGCUCGCGGCGUCGUGGUGGUGCCGUACAAAACCAAGGAGGGGACGGCUAAAGGAGGCGGCGAGGACUUCGAGGACACACACGGAGUCCUGGAGUUCGAGAACGAUGAGAUCUUCAAAACUAUUCAAAUCAAUAUAAUUGAUGAUGAAGAAUAUGAGAAAAACAAGAACUUCUUCCUAGAGAUCGGAGAGCCUCAGCUGCUGGAGAUGAGUGAGAGGAAAGCUGUGUUGCUUCAGGAAGUCGGUGGAUUCGUCAAAACAGGCAGAGACGUCUACAGGAAGGUCCAGGGACGAGACCACCCCACCCGCUCUGCCAUCAUCAACAUUGCAGAUGAGGGGUGUGAGGAGGUUUUGACCAAGAAGGAGGAGGAGGAGAGGAGGAUUGCAGAGAUGGGUCGGCCGAUGCUGGGCGAGCACAUGAAGCUGGAGGUGGUCAUCGAGGAGUCGUACGAGUUCAAGAGCACCGUGGAUAAACUCCUCAAGAAGACCAACCUGGCCCUGGUGAUCGGGACCAACAGCUGGAGGGAGCAGUUUGCGGAGGCCAUCACAGUCAGCCCUGGGGGUGAUGAUGAUGAUGAGAAGCUGCCCUCCUGUUUUGACUAUGUCAUGCACUUCCUUACCGUCUUCUGGAAGCUUCUGUUUGCCUUGGUUCCUCCCACCGACUACUUCAACGGCUGGGCCUGCUUCGUCGUCUCCAUCUCCGUCAUUGGCCUUCUGACGGCAUUCAUUGGUGACCUGGCGUCUCAUUUCGGCUGCACCGUUGGCCUCAAAGACUCCGUCACGGCUGUGGUGUUCGUUGCUUUGGGCACAUCUGUUCCAGACACCUUUGCCAGUAAGGUGGCAGCCAUCCAGGACCAAUACGCCGACGCCUCGAUCGGCAAUGUGACAGGAAGUAACGCUGUCAACGUCUUCCUGGGUAUCGGCGUGGCCUGGUCCAUCGCUGCCGUCUACCACUACUCCAAAGGCCAGGAGUUCAGAGUUGAUCCGGGCACGCUCGCCUUCUCUGUCACACUCUUCACCAUCUUUGCCUUCAUCUGCAUUGCCGUCCUCAUCUACCGCCGCCGGCCCGAGAUCGGCGGGGAGCUCGGUGGACCCAGAGUCCCCAAGAUCCUCACCACCUGCCUGUUCUUCAGCCUGUGGUUACUGUACAUUGUCUUCUCCUCGUUGGAGGCCUACUGCCACGUAAAAGGCUUCUGA